Molecule: messenger RNA, 3093 nt
Organism: Archocentrus centrarchus (flier cichlid)
Lineage: Eukaryota; Metazoa; Chordata; Actinopteri; Cichliformes; Cichlidae
Gene: epx
Product: eosinophil peroxidase
Exons: 17
Coding region: 1-2652 (883 amino acids)
Biological process (GO): response to oxidative stress
Molecular function (GO): heme binding; peroxidase activity; calcium ion binding
Source: RefSeq, a predicted model, not a curated record
AUGGAUACAGCACUCAUGGUGGCUGCAUCUCUGCUUCGACUGGUUCUCGUCCUGCUCCUCAUCCCUGGUCAUGCUUCACUGACCAAAGUAUUUGGUAACACCUCAGGUAGGUAUCUGGGGGCUGCAUAUGUUGAUCAGGCUCUUCAGAGGGCACUGGAGCUGACUGAUGCUGCUUACGCCCACACAAGUGAAAGGGUGAAGAAGUCGCUGUCUGAAGGCGCUCUGAGACCCAGUGACCUGCUGGCUCAGUUUAAACAGAUUGAAACCAGAACCAGGUCCCAGAUCCGGGCUGCUGAGCUGCUGGCCAACACAGUGGAGCUGAUCAGAGAGAUGGUCUACACUAACACUAUGAUGCAACCCAAUGCUUACGAGCUGCUGAGUGAAGAUGAUGUGGAGAAUCUGCUGCAGGUGACAGGCUGCUCCGCCGAGCUGCAGACGCCCAGCUGUCAGACUGACUGUCUGUCUGAGCGCUACAGAUCCAUCACAGGCGAGUGCAACAACAGACAACAUCCGAGAUGGGGGGCUGCAAAUAUCCCGUAUUCCCGCUGGUUGCCUCCAGAGUACGAGGAUGUGUGGGGGAUGCCCAGGGGCUGGGAACCAAAACACACUUACCACAAUGUCAGCCUGCCUCCAGUGCGGCUGGUGUCACAGGAAGUGCUGUUCACUCGCAAUGACAACAUAUCUGCAGACUCCACCCUGUCCCACCUACUGGUGGAUUGGGGUCAGUGGAUAGACCACGAUCUGGUGCUGACGCCUCAGAGCCCCAGUACGGCCGCCUUCAAGACUGGAGCUGACUGCACCCACACCUGCAGCCGAGACUCACCCUGCUUUCCCAUACAGAUCCCACUGUCUGAUCCUCGUAACGGCAUCCAGAGUUGUAUGCCUUUCUUCCGCUCUGCUCCCAGCUGUGGUGCCGGAGUUCUGCCUCAUCGUCACCGUGAGCAGCUCAACGCCAUCACUUCCUUUGUCGAUGCCAGUAUGGUAUACGGCAGCUCCACUGGUCUGGCCUCUGCUCUCAGAAAUCAGUCUUCUCCUCUUGGCUCAAUGGCCAUCAAUUCCCAGCACUCAGACCAGGAGCUCGCCUACAUGCCCUUCCUUCCUCGACUGCAGCCUCACCUGGACCCCUGCGCCCCUCGCAACUCCACCACCUCAGAAACGUCAGACAGAUCUGCUCACCGACAGAACACCACAUCCUGCUUUCAAGCUGGUGAUUCAAGAGCCAAUGAGCAUCUGGGAUUGAUCGCACUGCACACGCUCUUCCUGAGAGAGCACAACCGACUGGUCAAAGAGCUGCACCUGCUCAAUCUUCACUGGAGCCCUGACACCCUCUAUCAGGAGGCCCGCAAGAUCAUAGGAGCCAUUCACCAGAUCCUAACAUGGGAGCACUACCUGCCACGGGUCCUUGGUGAGAGUGCCAUGUCUCAUUUGAUGCCUCCUUAUCAGGGUUAUGAUCCCGAUGUGGAUCCCAGCAUUGCUAACGUUUUUGCAACCGCUGCAUUUCGUUUUGCUCACGUCACCGUGCAGCCAGUGGUGACCAGACUGGGGGAAGGAUAUACCACUAACUCCCAGUAUCCCUCUCUGCCACUGCAUCACUCACUGUUUGCCUCUUGGAGGAUUGUGCAGGAAGGUGGUAUUGACCCAGUGCUGCGCGGUUUGCUGCUGUCUCCAGCCAAGCUGCAGACUCCAGGCCAGAUGAUGGUGGAGGAGCUGACAGAGAGGCUCUUUCAGGCACAGGGUGGGAUGCCUCUGGACCUCGGAGCCCUUAACCUCCAGCGAGGCCGAGACCACGGCCUGCCUGGAUACAGCUCCUGGCGAAAGUUCUGUGGACUUUCUGUUCCCAACUCCACAUUGGACCUUGCUGAAAUUUUGGGUAACUUCACACUGGCUCACAAAUUCCGACUCUUAUACGGGACACCACACAACAUCGAUGUGUGGGUGGGGGCCAUCUCUGAGCCAGCUCUGCCUGGAGGCCGAGUUGGAGCGCUCCUGUCCUGCCUGCUCGGCAGACAGUUCAGAGCACUGAGAGACGGGGACAGGUUUUGGUGGGAGAGGGAAGGAGUGUUCACCAACGCCCAGAGGAAGCACCUGCGCUCAGUCUCUCUGUCCCGCAUCAUUUGUGACAACAGCCACAUCACACACGUACCUGCCAACCCGUUCUCCCGCACCGAGAGACCGGAGGAUAUGCUGCCCUGUUCUGACCCCCUCAUCCCUCAACUUGACCUCAGCCCCUGGAAAGAACAGGACACAGAUACCCGCUGCGGUCCAGUACCCAGGAUUCAGUCUGGCUACUCCCUACUCUGUAACUCUGUGAUCCUCUAUCAGUGUCAUUCUGGUUUCAAGCUACUGGGCUCUUCAUCUAUCACUUGUGAUCCAAACAGCCAGCAAUGGAGCUCGACACCUCCAACGUGUCAGGAUAUCGAUGAAUGUGAGGAACUGACCUCUGUUUGUCCACAACAUCUGGAGUGCCUGAACAUACAAGGUUCCUUUAUGUGCUCAGAGCCCUCCACGCUGUCUGCUGUCUCCAUCGUCACUGCAGUGAUAGUGGUGUUUGGAGGUGUGGCCAUGCUGGUGAUGAGCAUGAUUUGUUUUCGAAGAUAUUUCCCCAAGAGAGACGAGUUGGUCAAUGCUGGAUGUUGCCAAGAGAAAAGUUAAUCAAACCUUUGCACAAGUUUGGUUGAUUUUUGUUGUAAUUUUCCUGUUCAAUGAUCUAAAUGUUUUUCUGUGUUUAGUUGACUAGCUGCAGUUUUUUUUUUUUUGUUAUAUACAUCAAGUCUGUUUAAUAUUGUUGAGGAUAGGUUCCGCUUACAAGAAAUUACCUUUUAAAAAAGGCAUAGUUUCCCCUACACAUUACAAAAGUAGCCAGUGUGACUGUGCCCACUGAUAAACAACAAGUCAAAGUACUUAUUAAGGUCUACUGUAAUCUGUACAGAGGUCAUGAAAACAGCAGCUCAGAGGUCUUUCCAAUCCGGAAAUUCAAAUCUUACUGGAAUGUCAGCUUCAUAAAGCCCCUCUGAACGUGACAUGGUCUCAGCAUUUCCUCAGCAUUCCCACUUAUGAACCUGUUAGGCAUAUGUGGGUGUUAGGUUGGGCAGU